UCUGCAGAACAAACAGAACAAACAGAACAAACGGCAGCAGACAUUCUUCUGCUGAUCCGUCGCUGCUUCAGGCGUCUCAUAAACUCAAAGUCCUCUAAAGUCCUCCAGACUCCUCCUCCUCCCAGCCAAAGGUCCGAAGACAACCAGAAGACAAUGGACGCCGACAAGAAGCAGCAGAAAAGCUCCCGGGAAGUUUACUUCAGUGUCCUGCCGGAUAAAUACGAACCUCUGGAGGAGGACGAUGAGGAGGACGAGGAGAGGAAGAGGAGGAAGGAGGAGAAGAAGGAGAGGAGGAAGAAGAAGCACAAGAAGUACAGGAAGAAUGUGAGGAAGGCUCUGGGCUUCAGCUGGAGGUGUUUCGUGGUCGGUCUCCAGGUGAUGGGAACCAGCUUCAACGCAUGGUCCAUGGCGGUCGUGAUUCCCGCGACGACAGAGGAGCGAUGGCCCAGAAGGGAAAUAUGAUGGGAUGGAAGAUGACUUGUGUUUACAUCCACUUUGUUUCUUUGUUUACUUACUUUAUUCUGCAUUUAUGCUGAAAGUUUCAAACUGUUUACCUGGUACUUCCUGUUUCUACUGUUCAAUAAAAUAACAACAGACUGCUUCCA
Molecule: messenger RNA, 605 nt
Organism: Acanthochromis polyacanthus (spiny chromis)
Lineage: Eukaryota; Metazoa; Chordata; Actinopteri; Pomacentridae
Exons: 2
Coding region: 154-462 (102 amino acids)
Source: RefSeq, a predicted model, not a curated record